Messenger RNA from Exophiala mesophila, 4559 nucleotides. RefSeq lists its product as uncharacterized. Bases 605 to 4003 code for a protein of 1132 amino acids. Gene Ontology annotation, molecular function: RNA binding. The record is from RefSeq and is a predicted model, not a curated record. The transcript is spliced from 2 exons. Lineage: Eukaryota; Fungi; Ascomycota; Eurotiomycetes; Chaetothyriales; Herpotrichiellaceae.
CUGCCAUCUUCUCUCUCCAGGUCUCUCCCCAUCCUCAGCCCCCCUCGCUCUCUGUACCAUCGACAGUCUUUCCUACCUCUACCACUCCCUAUUUUCUUCUCCAACGUCAAGUCCAUCUAUCUUCCAUCUCACUAAUACCAUCAGCCCUGGGGUGCUGAUUUCGAUUCCUGCGUCCCUGUCUUAUUACUCUUCUCGGCCAGCACAUCUUCAUCCCUCCUUGAACCAGCACAUCCGGUCCCUCUAAAUUAAUUGACCUCACCAACUCAUUCGCCAUCCUCCUCGCAUCUGUCUGUCACUCAGUCCACGCACAGACUGCCCCUCUCUGUGUCUCUGUAGCCGUCCAAAGCACUCAUGUGAGAUCUGAGAUCUGUGCACCCACCAAUCCUGUUCCAAGCCCACAAGAAAUCCAAGAUACGCAGGUUCCUCCAAAGACAAGAGCAAGCGAAUGAAGAUAUUUCCCAGCACGCAUCUACACAUUUUUCACCUCUCUCCCUGCCGAGACUAUUCAAGCUCCCCAUUGUGGAAGCCUGGCACGCAAAUACCGGCCUGAGCGCCCCUCGCCAUUACCGGUGUCAUCAAGCUCGAGGCAACCAAAUACCUCACCAUGGCUCCCUCUUCCAGAACCGAUGCCCAAUUGAGUAUCAACCUCUCUGGCCUCCCUCCUCUCGCCGACCCUCCCAGUGUUCCCACAACAAAGUCUCCCUUUGGCGGCCCCAAGGCCUCCUCAGGUCUCGCAAGUCUAUCAAGUGCAAGAGUUGGAGCAGGCUCACCUCUUCAUGAACAGGCCUCGCGUCUCUUCCCAAAACGAACUCGCGAGCUUCAAACCCAGAACUCCCUCCUUCCAAAUAUCUGGGGCCCUCCUACUAGCGGCACAUCUACCCCCCUCUUUGAAAUCCCAGAAUCCCCCUCCCAAGACGGUUUUCCUGAUCUCAUCCCCCUGACGGAUUCCGGUAUCAACAGUCCUGCAAGACGUGGCAGAGCAGGCACUCUGCCCUCAAGAAUCUCUCCUGUCGGUACUGUCAAUGGCGUGAACGUUGUCACCUCAAAGACAUCACGCCCAACUCCUUCCACCAGUCCCUUCAGACCCGUCUCCACGUCGGCUGCAGAGACUGCUUUCUACUCCACUUCGCCUGGUGCUCAGAAUGCUGGACAUGCCGCUUUGCUCUCCCGACUCCGUGCGGGUAGUAUGCCCCAGCGCUCCAGUCUGUUAGGUUCAUCAGCGCCGUUCUCACAGGCCCCAUUCGGUACCACUUGGGGCACCCGAACUCGCGCCGCAACCUUGACCAGUAUUGGUUCUGCAGAAGAUCCCACAUCCCCCCAACAAUCCGUCUUCUCCAAGGAUGGAAUGUCGGACUCCGGUGUUCGCACCUUGGACUAUCUGGGGCUCGCUGAACCGUCUCAGUCAAAGCACGAUCAGCUCCAUGGCGAUGCCGCUUCCAAUGACCGCCUUGCCAGCUUCGACCUCCGAAACCCCAGUCGUUUCAGAUCCUUUUCGGUCAACACUCAGCCAAAGUAUGCUUCGGAUUCUCAGGAUGUUUCCUCCUCUUAUCCAGCCUUUUCAAGUGGUGCAUUGACUCCCUCGGCCGCUGCAGCCCUCGAGGCCGAGUACGAAAUGGUCCAAGAGAAGGUUCGUCUCCACAACCAAGCAGUUCAAGCGUUUGCUGUAAAUGCCAGUGCGGCCCGCCCAAGAGCUCGCACUGCUGGACUUGUCGAAACACCUCAGCGAACUGCCCUGCGUAAUUUGGUACCCUCGACCAACGACGUCGGCGAAUUGGAUCACAAUGUCCAAUCUGGAUCAGGCCUGGACAGCGGAAAUUUGACUGAUGCCCUUCAUGGCUUGAGUCUCACUGAUUCAGCGCAUCUUUCUUACGAAGGCGCCGACGAGUCGGAAGUUCAGUUUUCUCGUUCACUGUGGAUUGGAUCGAUUCCAAACUCAACCACCAUGUCCUCCCUCGACGCAAUCUUCAGUCGUUUUGGCUCCAUUGAAUCAACAAGAGUCUUGACGCAUAAAAACUGUGGAUUCGUCAAUUUUGACUCCACCGAGCAUGCUGUCCGCGCUCGACAACUACUCAACGGCAAGGAAAUCUUUCCUGGUGCCGGCCCCGUACGCAUCGGCUUUGCCAAGGCUCCCACUGCUUCUGUGACACCCAUCGGCAAUCCCACUCCUCCUCCACCAGGCUCGAAUGGACCUUCAGAACUAACCUCCUCUUCCUUGCCGGCGACCGGAGAUACGACCAACAAGAAUGCUGCUGGUGCUCAACAGAUGCUCAGCAUGCCUGCUGGCGAUCGUUUGGCAGAGUUGCAAGCCGAUAUUCUUCAAAUCGUCUUUGACUUUGGGGGCCAGCAGUCGGAUCUGCCAGCUGUGUCAGCUAGCAUUGACAAUGCCAUCGGAUAUGCACAGCUCCUCAACGAGAUCCCCCCUGUUCCAGAGCAAGCCGCGACGAGAGUAUUCGAUGCUCCGAGACUUCGGGAUAUUCGCAAGCGGAUCGACAACGGUGCGUGUGGACUCCAGGAGAUUGAGCAAAUUGCCGUCGACAUGUUACCCGAGAUUGCCGAAUUGUCAUCGGAUUACCUGGGCAACACCGUGGUCCAGAAGCUGUUCGAAUAUUGUUCCGAACAAGUCAAGGAGCAAAUGCUCACCCAGAUUGCUCCUCACCUGGCGGAAAUCGGAGUUCAUAAAAAUGGAACAUGGGCAGCCCAGAAAAUCAUCGAGGUUUGCAAGACAGAGACCCAGACUCGCAUGAUUAUCACCCACCUGCGACCAUACACUGUGCCACUCUUCCUGGAUCAGUACGGAAAUUAUGUGCUCCAGUGCUGUCUCAAGUUUGGUUCUCCUUACAAUGACUUUAUCUUUGAGACCAUGCUUGCUCAACUCUGGGACAUUGCUCAGGGACGAUUUGGAGCCAGAGCCAUGCGAGCGUGCCUGGAGGCACACCACGCCACUAAAAAUCAACAACGCCUGUUGGCUGCUAUUAUUUCUCUUUAUAGUGUUCAAUUGGCCCAAAAUGCCAAUGGCGCCUUAUUGCUCACAUGGCUCUUGGACACAUGCACAUUUCCCCGAAGAAGGUCUGUUCUGGCACCCCGGCUGAUUCCGCAUCUUGUUCAAUUAUGCACUCACAAGGUUGCGUACUUGACCGUCCUCAAAGUCAUCAACCAACGAAAUGAACCUGAAGCUCGGGAUAUGGUUCUGAAGGCAUUGUUCUUCAGUUCAGGUGACAGUGUUUUGGAGCAGAUCCUUGCUGAUCAGGCCUCGGGAGUGACCUUGAUAUUCAAGAUUUUGACCACACCUUUCCUCGAUGAGACAAUCAGGCCUGAAAUCGUCGAAAGCGUUUCGAGAGUACUGACCAAGAUCAAAGCCCAACCAAAUCAAGGAUACAAGCGUAUCAUGGAUGAGGUUGGCCUGUCGUCACGUUCGAAUCAGUCAGCAAACCAGCAAUAUAACUCCCACGCCCACCCUACUGUCAACACACAAGUUCGCCAGAACUCGCAGUCACAGGCAGGAACCCCGAACGGGACACAGCCACCUUUCCAAAGACAGUACAGUGGCUCAUUCGUUCCUACUGUUGGUGGUUCUCAGUUCGAGACUGGGAUGAGUCCGAUGCGCACAGGAUCGGCUGAUUCGUUUGGCUUCUCACCGUAUGGAUUCCAAAACCAAACACCUUACUCAUCACAUCCAUUUCCUCAAAUGGCACCACAAACACAUUACCAAAACUUCCAAGGUGGAGCACAACGAACAAACUCUGGCUUCCUUUCGAACGGGUAUGCUGGUUUUGCAAGCCCUCCAACUUCAGUCGAUCCUUUCAGGGGUAUCCCUAAUGUAUCUUCCUCACCGCUGAAUUACGCUGCCCAGAUGAGCCCCAUCACCGGCUCGGGGGUGUUCCCGGCGCAAAACUAUCAGCAAGGGGUUUCAGGAAACAUGUACAACUAUCCUCAGCAAUCUUUUUACUUUUCUCCGCCCAUGCAGACGGUGCAUCCUGGCGGCCGUGGACGCCGCGGGAGAUGACAAGGGAGGGGCAACGACUUGAUCUCCAUGGUCUCGAUAUAGAUUCUUUAGCAUUUAACUAAACUUGGGGCCAUUGAAGGAGUGUAUGAUUUCAACACACGGGAUGUGUUUUGAGGGUAGUCGCUCCAAGCCAUGUGUGGUCAAACGAUUAGCCUCACGGGGGAGGUUGGCGACGUGAAGAAACAAACUUGCAUCAACAAGCCUGUUCAAUCCAGCCAAUGUGUUGCCUUUUUCGAAAGAAUAUCAUGAUCCGGUCCGGGAUAUUAGGGAGGCAUGCAUUUAAAAAGUUUCAAAUUUCCUUUCAUUUCAUUCCAUGUCUAAAUCAUGAUGACCAGACCUUUCUUGUCUGCCGGGCAGCAACCCACCAUGGUCGGUCGUUUGAUGACACCCUUUUCCAACCAGUUUUUUCAUUUCUGGAGAUUUAGAGUUCGGUCAGGCUAUUGCCUAUGGUGGUAAGGUGGGCAACCAUUGAUCUAGAAAUGAAUGAAUGGAUGAAUUACAUGCAGCGUCUACUACUGAAAAUCUAGAAGACACAAAUACAUUGUCUAUUCAUGCU